UUAUUUUGUAAUUUUAACCAAUGCUAAUUCAAAUAGACGCUCGCGCCUUCAGCAAGGAGAAAACUUGUUGCAGAUUCAUUUGGAAGAAGACUCGAGAGACAUGAAUCUGUUUAUUUUCCAUGGCCUCAUCCUGUUCGGAUUCAGCAUGAUGAUAAUGCCGGAAACAUUUGCAUUUGAACAGACAUGGUCUCAAUCUCAAUCUCAAUCAAUGCUCUUAAUGGAACCAGAGAUCCAAACGAAGAAAUGCCGAUACUUCAGAGACAAAACUAUGCUUACAUGCAACUGCCAAAGUCUUAAUUUGGCCAAAAUUCCAUCCAAUCUCGACAGAAACAUUGAGGUACUGGACUUCUCAUUCAAUAGAUUGGUUACAAUAAAUAAAGACACAUUCUCUCGAUUCACGAGUCUCAAAUACUUGGACUUACAUGACAAUUUCCUAAAAAAAAUCGAAGACUCUGCAUUUGAUCCAUUACAAGAUUUGAUGGUAUUGGACUUAUCGAAUACAUUAUCGGAAAAACUGCCAAAGGGAUUAUUUAACUUACCACGUCUCGAGAAACUCUACAUUGAAGAAAAUGAACUGACAGAAGCAAUUUUCAAAUCAGAAGUCACAUCACCAUUGACAAUAAUUCAGGCGUCAAAAAAUUCUAUUAAAAAAUUCCCCAAUUUUGGACCAUUGCCGACAUUAAUAUAUUUUAAUAUAUCAGAGAAUCAUAUAGAAAAAAUCAAUAUCAACGACAUUGCAUCAUAUUGUAAAUUAAAGACACUCGAUCUAUCAAAGAAUCCAAUUUCCUUCGACGACAAUACCUGUGAUUGUCAAUAUUUUAAUUCUUGGAUAAAGCAUCAUAAUAUAACUGUUCGUCCAAAUUUUCAAUGUUCAACUAAAUUGCAUUGCAUGGAAAAAUUCACUAACGAAACACUAUCACUCUAUCAAGAGUGUGAGGAAAUAAUCAAGGAGAAAAUAAAAAGCGAAAAAGCAAAAUCAACAUGGAUAUUGGUAUUAAGUUGUGUUAGUGGUUCAUUACUCUGUAUUUUCUUUAUUCUCUAUUGCAUUCACAGGAGAAAUAAGAAACGUCAUCGAAAAUUAAAAAAAGCACAACAAUUAGCAACGACUAAUGCAAAUACUGAACUUUUAAAUGGUAAUCAAGAACAGACGUGAAUAAAUUUUUUUUCUGAGUGAAUUUUUCUUUUUUUUUUCUUCGAGAAAAUAGUGACGAAAGAUUUUUUUUUUUUUUUUUUGAGGGAGAAAAUAAAAAUGGGGGGUUUUUUUUGUCGAGGAAAUAAAUAUAGUGACGAAGAGGUAGAAAUUGGUGUGGAUAAAAAAUUCUUCGUUUAUCCCCCAAAAAAAAAGAAAUUUUUCUUUUUUCUUGUCGUUUUUAAAUCUAGUCACUUGGCGUCGUCUGUUUUCAUUCAGUUUCAAUCUAACUUCUAAGCAGGGAAACGAACUCAUCUGUAAAGUGUAUUCAGUAAAUGUUACCAUUAAACACUGUCGUGAAACUGCGCAACAGCUGUAAAUAACUUUCUGUGAUUUUAU
Molecule: messenger RNA, 1528 nt
Organism: Leptopilina heterotoma
Lineage: Eukaryota; Metazoa; Arthropoda; Insecta; Hymenoptera; Figitidae
Gene: Lapsyn
Product: toll-like receptor 4
Exons: 5
Coding region: 101-1153 (350 amino acids)
Cellular component (GO): voltage-gated potassium channel complex
Molecular function (GO): voltage-gated potassium channel activity; potassium channel activator activity; transmembrane transporter binding
Source: RefSeq, a predicted model, not a curated record